Molecule: messenger RNA, 2261 nt
Organism: Arvicanthis niloticus (Nile rat)
Lineage: Eukaryota; Metazoa; Chordata; Mammalia; Rodentia; Muridae
Source: RefSeq, a predicted model, not a curated record
UCUUGACCCCCAAAGCGCGGCGCACAAAUCCACAUAAUCUGAAGACAAUGGAUGUCGAUGAGGGUCAAGACAUGUCCCAAGUUUCAGGAAAGGAGAGCCCCCCAGUCAGUGACACUCCAGAUGAAGGGGAUGAGCCCAUGCCUGUCCCCGAGGACCUGUCCACUACCUCUGGAGCACAGCAGAACUCCAAGAGUGAGCGAGGCAUGGGUGAACGGCCUUUCCAGUGCAACCAGUGUGGGGCCUCCUUUACCCAGAAAGGCAACCUCCUGCGGCACAUCAAGCUGCACUCGGGGGAGAAACCCUUCAAGUGCCAUCUCUGCAACUAUGCCUGCCGCCGGAGGGACGCCCUCACCGGCCACCUGAGGACGCACUCCGUUGGUAAGCCUCACAAAUGUGGAUAUUGUGGCCGGAGCUAUAAACAGCGAAGCUCUUUAGAGGAACAUAAAGAGCGAUGCCACAACUACUUGGAAAGCAUGGGCCUUCCGGGCGUGUACCCAGUCAUUAAGGAAGAAACUAACCACAGCGAGAUGGCAGAAGACCUGUGCAAGAUAGGAUCAGAGAGGUCCCUUGUUCUGGACAGGCUGGCAAGCAACGUCGCCAAACGUAAGAGCUCUAUGCCUCAGAAAUUUCUUGGAGACAAGUGCCUGUCAGACAUGCCCUAUGACAGUGCCAACUAUGAGAAGGAAGAGAUGAUGACAUCCCAAGUGAUGGACCAGGCCAUCAACAAUGCCAUCAACUACCUGGGGGCUGAGUCUCUGCGACCAUUGGUGCAGACACCCCCCGGUAGCUCCGAGGUGGUGCCGGUCAUCAGCUCUAUGUACCAGCUGCACAAGCCCCCCUCAGACGGCCCCCCACGGUCCAACCAUUCAGCACAGGACAGCGCCGUGGAGAACUUGCUGCUGCUGUCCAAGGCUAAGUCUGUGUCAUCAGAGCGGGAGGCCUCACCGAGCAACAGCUGUCAAGACUCCACGGAUACAGAGAGCAACGCGGAGGAACAGCGCAGCGGCCUCAUCUACCUAACCAACCACAUCACCCCGCAUGCACGCAACGGGCUAGCUCUCAAGGAGGAGCAGCGCGCCUACGAGGUGCUGAGGGCAGCCUCAGAGAACUCGCAGGAUGCCUUCCGUGUGAUCAGCAUGAGUGGCGAGCAGCUGAAGGUGUACAAGUGCGAACACUGCCGUGUGCUCUUCCUGGAUCACGUCAUGUACACCAUCCACAUGGGCUGUCAUGGCUUCCGGGAUCCCUUUGAGUGUAACAUGUGUGGUUAUCACAGCCAGGACAGGUACGAGUUCUCAUCCCAUAUCACGCGGGGGGAGCAUCGCUACCACCUGAGCUAAACCCAGCCAGGCCCCACUGAAGCACAAAGAUAGCUGGGUAUGCCUCCUUCCCAGCAGCUGGACCCACAGCGGACAAUGUUGGGAGUGGAUUUGCAGGCAGCAUUUGUUCUUUUACGUUGGUUGUUCGGCAUUUGAUUUGUGUUUAGAAGACAAGUUUUUAAUGUUAGCGACAGGAUUGCAUUGCGUCAGGAACAUUCAGAACACCCAUCCUUCUAGACGGUUUUGUUGACUGCUAGCUGAGAUUUCCCUGAUAUGUGGCUUCCUAACAUUCUCUCCCACCCACCCCACCCCCAAAACAGAGCCUGAAUCUUCAGAGAAUUGUUGAAUAAAAUAACAAUCCAAGUAGGAGCAAGGUGGAUCUUGCCCUAAACAGAGUUUAUGCCACAAAGAUUCUCCAAAUCCUCUAAAGGAGCACAGCCACUGGGGUUGAGUCCUCUCAGGGAGCUCUGCAGGUGAGCCAGAGGACCAGAUCUAAGGCAGCUGGAGAGGAGCAGGGACAUCAGCUGUGCAGAGACCAGGGACAAAGGCUGAACUUUGAAAGAUACUAUUAAGUCAUAUACUGCAUGGCAAUCUGGUGUCUGGACAAGUUGUGCAAGGUGCUGAAGGGAAGGGAUUGGAGAGCCUUGCAGACUCCUGCAUUUGCCUGAUCACACUCAGCCUCCUAAGGGUUUGUUGCCCAGUAAGAUGAGCUCAGUGCUCUUGUGAUCAUUUUUCUCCCAUCCAGUUAAUGGCCCUAAAGCUCAUCACUAUAUUUUAGAACCCAAUCCUGAAAUUGAAACCUUAUUUUAAACUUCUGAUACUGUAAAACCUGUUGGAAGCCAAAGCUUUCUUUCAUGCCCCAUCCUCAGUUAUCUUGGUUCCUGUUCUUCCCUGGGCUGAUAGUACCAGGACCUGUUAUUCCAUGAAAGUACAACCCAUCCUUCA